GACGAGAGUAAGUUAGUAGGCAGGCCACCACUCAGCACCACUGCCACUCAGCCGCAAGGCAGCACCCGUGAAACCGUAUUCGAGUGUGGUCGUCGUCGUUAAUUUCGUCGUCUAGCCCCCGUACACGCUUACACCGCGCACGCGGUCACACUCGUCAGUUGGCUGUAGCCAGGACGCGCAACGUUCGCACGCGUGCGCUAGUCCGGUCGCGGUUUUUGCUGUGAAAAUAAUAAUUUUUUUUUAGCUUUUCGUUUUUACUCCCUCUCUUUUUCUCGCCGUUUUGUAGUUCCCGCAAUCACGCGACUGCAACAAUCACAAUCAUAAUAAUAAUUUACGAACUGCGAAUAAUAAUAACAACAAACAAUUGCUGCGCGCAAUGAGUUCCGUCGGGAAACCGUCCGAGCAGUCGUUUUAUUUACACCGCCGGCGUGCCGCCUCCAUCAUCGCGCGAACGGUUUCCUUCGAGUUAGGACACAACGAGUGAACGAUACUGUCGUCGCCACCACCACCACCACCACCACCAACAACAACAACAAAAGUCACAUGGUUCUCACGCCACUACCGCCGUCGUCAAGCAGCAGUUAACACUUAACACGCGGUCCAGUGUCAUCCGUUUCCUAUUGUCUUCACAAAAAUAUUCACGAUGGAUGGCAAAAUCAAGAAACUCUACAAAAUCGUAUUGACCGGCGGCCCUUGUGGUGGCAAGACAACGGGACAGUCACGAUUAUGUACAUUCUUUGAGAAUUUAGGAUGGAAGGUUUAUAGAGUUCCAGAGGCUGCCAAUGUUUUAUUAAGUGGUGGUAUCAAAUUUUCGGAAUUAAGUGACGAUGAAGCCCAUAAAUUUCAAGAGAACCUUCUUAGAUGUAUGUUACAAAUAGAAAACACGUUUUUUGAACUGGGCGAAUCAUGCGACCAAGACUGUCUAAUCAUUUGUGACAGAGGUGCUAUGGAUGCUGCCGCGUAUAUACCUAGUAAUAAAUGGGAUCUGAUAAUGAAAGAAAAUGGUUUGAACAUGGUUGACUUGAGAGACAAUCGUUACAAUCAAAUAAUUCACAUGGUUUCUGCUGCAUGCGGGGCUGAAGACUUUUAUACAACUGAGGAUCAUACGAGUAGGAGAGAGGAUGUUUCUCUUGCUAAAAGUCUAGAUGUCAAAGCUUCAGCAUCAUGGAUCGGGCAUCCAUACUUUGAUGUCAUUGAUAAUUCGUCAGAUUUUGAAAAUAAAAUUUGCAGAAUGAUAGCUGCUGUUUGUCAGAAAUUGGGCCUAGACACUGGUGAUAGAUUAGCAACUAACUCGAAAAAACGUAAAUGGUUAGUGAAAUAUCUACCCAAUGAUCAGUUGUUUCCUCCAUUUCAAGAUUUUGAUGUUGUACAUAAUUACUUGCAGACAUAUACUAAAAAUAUGCAAGCUCGUUUACGAAAACGAGGACAAAAAGGCCAUUGGAAUUAUACACAUACGAUUCGCAGGCCUAGAGUUCGUGGUCAAGUAAUAGAAGUGAAAACGCAGCUCAGUCACAGAGACUAUGUGAAUCUGUUGUCACAAAAAGAUGAAACCCACUAUCCAAUUUAUAAAAAAAGGCGAUGUUUUAUACACUACAAUCAGUAUUUCCAGCUGGACAUUUAUUGUAAACCUUGUCAUAAAAGGUGUGAAGGGUUAGUGUUACUUGAGACGUAUUCUGCUCUUGAGGACCAAGAGCUGCUUGAUCGUUUACCAAAAUUCCUAGAUAUUGAAUCUGAGGUCACUGGUAACGCAGCUUAUUCCAUGUUUAACUUGUCACUUGUUGAAGAUUGGGACAAGUCAAAAAAUUUUUGUCACUACUUGAAAGGUAAUUUUAAUUUACCUAGUGGUUUUUAGGAGUAAUAUUUAGUUAUUGUAGGGCCAGAUGAAGAUCUGAGUGUAGGUGAUCAUAAAACCAACCAAGUUAGUUACAUUCAUACAAACGGAAAACUAAGGAAAUAGUGACUUUGCUUUUACAUUUUUAAUAUAGUAUUACAAUUUUGUUUUUAGAUGUUUAUCAUUGUAUAAUAUUCAUUUUUUUUUUACGUUUUGUUAAGUAGUAUACAAAAUUGUUAUCAAUAGAUUGUUAAGUUACUAAUCUAGGUACUUUAUGUAGUUUGUAACAUAAACUACUCAUACUUACGUUUAUGCAUUAUUUUUCUUUAUAUUUGCUAUUGUUUUUUUCUUUAUUAUUAUAAUUCUUUUUUUUUUUUUUUUUGCAACCAGUACAUUAUAUUACAUUAUACUGUAGGUAGUAAGUUAUUUAUUUAUUAUUUUUUAGAUAUAUCUUAUAAUAUUAUUAUAAGAAACUAUUUUUAAAAUAUAUCUAAAACACAAACUGCUUA
Messenger RNA from Rhopalosiphum padi (bird cherry-oat aphid), 2340 nucleotides. Its product is annotated as TRPL translocation defect protein 14-like. The transcript is spliced from 11 exons. The coding region runs from base 644 to 1852 and encodes 402 amino acids. NCBI's taxonomy places the organism in Eukaryota, Metazoa, Arthropoda, Insecta, Hemiptera, Aphididae. Gene Ontology annotation, biological process: photoreceptor cell maintenance. The record is from RefSeq and is a predicted model, not a curated record. Gene Ontology annotation, molecular function: GTP binding; phosphatidylinositol binding; phosphatidic acid binding.